Megalobrama amblycephala (Wuchang bream) is the source of this 2835-nucleotide messenger RNA. Its product is annotated as gamma-aminobutyric acid receptor subunit alpha-2. The transcript is spliced from 12 exons. Gene Ontology annotation, molecular function: benzodiazepine receptor activity; GABA-gated chloride ion channel activity; GABA-A receptor activity. Lineage: Eukaryota; Metazoa; Chordata; Actinopteri; Cypriniformes; Xenocyprididae. Bases 539 to 1894 code for a protein of 451 amino acids. Gene Ontology annotation, cellular component: neuron projection; postsynapse; synapse. Gene Ontology annotation, biological process: synaptic transmission, GABAergic; chloride transport; monoatomic ion transmembrane transport. The record is from RefSeq and is a predicted model, not a curated record.
AUGAUGCAAAACAAAAGAUCCGUGCGUGCUCAGUCUGCUCACGCCGUGAGGUGAAUAUGAAAGGCUGUGAAGCGACGGCGUCUCACGAAGUCUCCACCGGGCUUGAGUAAAAUAAUAAUGCGGUUACAAGGGCAUCUACUCGUAUGAAAGCGGGUGUAAUUGUGAGAUUUAGUGGUCAGGCUGAACUCAGAACUGAUGAAGUGGAGCAUAAGAACUGAGUGAAUCGUGACUGACAGCAUUUGGAAUGAAGGUUCCGGGGUCGGUGCGGCCCAUCCUGAGGCUACAGGCAGCCUUCAGACACCUAUAUCUCAUCGGAAAUGUGUGGAAGAGUGCGGCCUGUGACAUUUUGGUGGUCAGUGAGCAGCUCUGCUGGAGUCAGUCUGACUCUGCGUGUCGACCACUCGGUGCCAGCGAUGACGUGCAUAACCGUGUGAAACUGAACACCUGAGCGCUCGUGCCAGACCUGAUGGGACGCGUGCUCACAGAAGAGGCAGAUUGCAAAUAUUUUCACAAGUGAAGAGAGGUUUGAGUGGCAGAAAUGAGGGAGAGGUUCGCGCUUCAUCUUCUCAUCUUCGUGUUGACGCUGUUUUGGCACACCAGGUCAGUGUCCGCAGAUGCCACAACAGAUGCCUUCAAAAACAACAUCACACUCUUCACACGCAUCCUGGACCGCCUGCUGGACGGAUACGACAACCGGCUGAGACCCGGACUUGGAGAUCGAGUUACCACAGUGAAGACCGACAUCUACGUCACCAGUUUUGGCCCUGUUUCAGACACCGAUAUGGAGUACACCAUCGACGUGUUCUUCAGGCAGAGCUGGAAGGAUGAACGACUGAAGUUCGAGGGACCAAUGAACAUUCUGCGUUUGAACAACCUGAUGGCCAGUAAGAUCUGGACUCCAGACACAUUCUUUCACAACGGGAAGAAAUCUGUCGCGCACAACAUGACCAUGCCCAACAAACUGCUGCGUAUCCAAGAUGAUGGCACCCUGCUGUACACCAUGAGGUUGACAGUGCAUGCUGAAUGUCCGAUGCAUCUUGAAGAUUUCCCCAUGGACUUCCACUCCUGUCCGCUUAAAUUUGGCAGCUAUGCUUACACAACGACAGAAGUGACGUACACCUGGACGAAGAACGCAUCCAACUCUGUGGUGGUAGAAGAAGAGAGCUCUAGACUGAACCAGUAUGACCUACUGGGACAAACUGUGGGGAACGAAACCAUCAGAUCCAGCACUGGUGAGUACACUGUGAUGACAGCCCACUUCCACCUGAAGAGGAAGAUCGGUUAUUUUGUGAUUCAGACGUACUUGCCGUGCAUCAUGACCGUCAUCCUAUCCCAGGUGUCCUUCUGGCUGAACCGAGAGUCUGUUCCAGCCCGAACUGUAUUUGGUGUGACCACUGUACUGACUAUGACCACUUUGAGUAUCAGCGCUCGUAACUCCCUGCCGAAAGUCGCCUACGCCACAGCCAUGGAUUGGUUCAUCGCCGUGUGUUACGCCUUUGUCUUCUCCGCCCUGAUUGAGUUUGCUACAGUCAACUACUUCACCAAGCGCGGCUGGGCUUGGGAUGGCAAGAGCGUGGUCAAUGACAAGAAAAAGGAGAAAGCUUCAGUCAUCAAGAAGAACAACGCCUAUGCCGUCGCCGUGGCGAACUACGCCCCCAACAUCACCAAGGACACGGUCCUCCCCACCAUCGCCAAGGGGAGCGUAGCCGAACCGGGAAAGACGAAAGCCGACGGAAAACCGGCCGAGGCGAAGAAAACCUUCAACAGCGUGAGUAAAAUCGACCGCAUGUCCCGUAUCAUGUUCCCAGUUCUCUUCGGGACAUUCAACCUGGUUUACUGGGCGACGUAUUUGAACAGAGAACCCGUGAUCAAAGACAUGGUGCCCUCUUAUUAGACGUCGUCCAGGGUUGCGAUGGGUUCCACUAAGCAGGACUAAAGACUCGGCCAAAACCACCCAGGGACUCUGAAUAUAAUCACGCUCCGACGCUCUUUCCCAUCUGCUCCAGACAGACAUGUCAUGGAUUGUUGCAAGAUGCCUUUCUAUCUCUCUCUAUCUCUCGUCGCUCUUUUCUACAGCUUUUUCAGCAGUGCUUUUAAAAUGACAUUUGCCUUUGUACAUAUGUACGUAGUGAAAAUGAUGUGUUACGUUUGGUUUGACGUGUUUAGCCCUGUGAGAAUCUGACUGUGGACCUCUCUCUGUGAUAUAGAUUAGCAAAUUAUAGUGAUUUAUUUAUUUAUUUAUUUAUUGUUACACUUUAUUUCGAUAGUCCACUUUACACAUUCUACUAAUUGCAAGUAAGUUUGCAGCUACAUAUCAUCUAACUCUCAUUAGAGUAUUAGUAGACUGUUAGGUUAGGGUUUGUAGAAUAAGUUGAUAUGUAUUUACAGUUAAAAAGUAAAAAAAAAAAUGUCUGUUUUGUGAGAUCAAAAUAAAGUGUUAAAAGUGUAGAUAUUAAGCAGACAGUCUAUUAAUACUCUAAUGAGAGUUAGUUGACAUGUAGGUGCAGUGUUACUUAUACUGGUAGUCAACAGAAUGUCUAAAAAGGUAAAGAGUGUUACCAUUUAUUUAUUUGGUGUAAACGUUACGAUUUUUCGUGAUGGUGCUUGUUUUUGACUAGCCUUUUUUAAAUAUAUAUAUAUUUAAAAGACCAAGCUCUUUUGUGCUCAUGGUCUGAUAUUUUGUGCUGGGCCCAUACACAAAAAAAAAAACAUGAAAUCAACCGUUUACACACAUUGCUGUAUCUUUACCGUAUGUGAUUUUAUUUUCUUCCGUUAAACCAGGAAUGUUCUAUUAACUGCAUUUUGGAUGAUAAUGUCAACAUGGUUUUCUAUCUG